Molecule: messenger RNA, 1791 nt
Organism: Phytomonas sp. Hart1
Lineage: Eukaryota; Euglenozoa; Kinetoplastea; Trypanosomatida; Trypanosomatidae
Source: the annotation of a GenBank genome assembly
AUGUUACGUCGUUCCUUUAGUCAGCUCUUUCCCAUCACAGGGACCUGUGUGCCCUCAAACUUGCAUUCUUCGACCGAUAUCGCAUUUUUCUUCCCUCGUUUUCAGCCCGCUACACACGUGAGCGCGAUGGGGAUUCCAGAAAUUCAAGACGCCCUACACGCGCUCCAUCCCGAUCAGGCCUCUUUAUCCGUUUCCGUUCCAAGACUAACGAUCCCAGAAGGGCAGAUGGAGAUUUGUACGCGAUGGACAACGGCAGCUGUGCGUCCAGGGAUGCUAAACGAUACACCGCAGCAGCUCGCCCAGCGCCUUCGUGACCGUGAGAAAGGUUUAAUUCUCUUGGAGCGUGGGAUCGAUAUUUUAGAGAAUCUCGGCGGCCUCAAAACGCCCGUGGGCUCGAUUGCGCAAACUCUUCGCGCCCUCUAUGCCGUUCGUUUUGAGCUGCUCAAUGGUACCGAGCACCUCCCGCGGCCGGAGUAUGCGAAGCAUCUGCACGUGCAAAAGAUGAUUCUUCGCCAGUCAGCGCGUCUGCUGUACUACAACGAAAAUUGGGAUCGCAGCGAUCUUCACCAGCUAGAUACGGCGUGCGUGAUUUUAGCACACUUUAUCAAGGCAUUUUGCGCGCUUCAUCAGAAACCGUUUCAUAAGUCACCGCAGCCCGUUUCGUCUUCGAACAUUAUAGGGAAAAAGGCGGCAUCGUCAGAAAAGAACCCCGACGCGGUAGCGCCAAAGCGGAGUAAACCAAGCGUACGAGACUGGCAGCUAUGUGUAAACGAUCCUGAACAUCCAGAGGCAGUAUUGACGUUACCAAUGGUGAUGAAAUACUUGGAUGAAUGCAUAAUUCUUUCCAAGGAAACGUACAAAAAACACGGAGACGCGACUCCAAAUUUACGUUGGCUUCCGCCAAAGCUUUACGUUCUCAAGGCCUUGCUAAACAUUCCUUUGACUGGAAACCUUUUUUUCUCCUCGCAGUAUGUUGACAAAGCCUUACAGAUUGUGGAUGAGAUGACGAGUCGUCCAACUCCAUUACUUAAUGCCCUGAAUGAUUGUCAGCAGGAGCCUGAAACAGGACUCUUUAUGUUAAUAAAAGCAGAGCUUAAUGAGCGAAUCUUUGACUGGGACCUUUCCCCUGGGGAGGUCGAUACCGUCAUUCUGCAGGAAUUCACGCAGGCGUCAAAUUUUUUUUCCACGCCAUUCGAAUCCAGCAUCAACGCCGAUGGGAUCCUCUCCGCCGCGCAUGUCCAUGAACGGUGGUAUGAAACUCAGGCCUACGCGACCUCCCUUGGAAGUUAUGCUACUUUCUUAUUGAAUGCGCCUCGCCCAUUGACGACGAGCUCGCGCGAUGCUGCCGUCUUCCUGCCCAAACAAACUUUUGAUAUAAACCCGCUGCGAGUGGUAGAGUCAUCAUCAGAUGUUAUUUACUCGGAUGUCAAAGAUCCGAUUAAGUUCUCGAUUGAAAAGUGUCGGCGCCUGACUGGUGAGGCCUUUGAUCGUGCGCUGAAAGUGAAUCGAAUGGUCUUUUCUGAGUACAAAAACAACGCUCAGGCAGGCUGGAUUUUACUUGGAAUGGCCUGCAUGUACGCGGACAUGCGAGAUUACCUUUACGCCACGGGGCUUUUUGAGUCUGCGGGGAAGUGCAUCGAGCAGAACUACGGGGCGACGUCAAUGGAGAUGGGAUUAAUGCAAAAACUACGGUAUGAAUUUCUCGCCGGGGUGGGGUCGGAGGAGGAAGCAAAAGGGGCUUCGCACAGUGUGAUCCGCCUCCUAAAAGGGCUGGAUUCACUUCCUUGUUAA